AUGUCGCUUCUGCAUCUUCGUCCAGGAAAACCAGUACCAAUCAACGUUCCAGGGUCAAAGUUUGAAAAUAGACUGAGAGAGGCUGGAUGGGCAGACGGUCAACCGAUUCCUCCAUUCAUUCUCGAGAAGAACAUAGAGGGACGCGUGACGGAGGCAUACAUAUACAAGGAGCAAAGCUUCUUUGGGCAUGAAUACAUUCUUCUCAAUGUUGACGGCGAAUCAUGGAUUCGAAUUGACUGGAUGGGAUCCAUCAAGCAACGAAUCUUUGAAGGCAAUCUCUUCUGGACCAUGGCACCCAACCCAUUCCAACUCAUUUACGGCAAGGACAAGCGCGUCAAGGGUGACACCCCCCGCCAGUUCGCCACAAUCUCAAAGCUAGCGCAGGCUGCUCUGUCGUUGCAGAGUGUUGGGCCAUACGACCCUGUUACAUGGAACUGCAUCGACUUUGCAAGAUGGCUAUUCAAAAAUAUGGUCGAUGGGGUGCCCAUCACACUCCCUGGGUGUCUGUCCCUCGCGGGCAACGAAGGGCCCAAGACAGAUAUCCGGCAAGUUGUCAAUGAAGUCAAGUUGACGCUGGAAUCUACUGCCCAUUUCCCUUUGGGUGUCAUGCUCACCACGGGGAUCCCUGUGAUAGGAGCAAGAUUGACCCAACGAGCGAUGAGGACUGCCGUCGAAUAUGACCACCAGAGGACCCCAGAUAAGAAGGAGAUACAAGCGGCGGAAGCGACGGAGGAGAAGCAUUGA
Messenger RNA from Serendipita indica DSM 11827, 744 nucleotides. The record is from the annotation of a GenBank genome assembly. NCBI's taxonomy places the organism in Eukaryota, Fungi, Basidiomycota, Agaricomycetes, Sebacinales, Serendipitaceae.